AAAAUAUACAAAACAAUUAAACACAAAGCAUUAAUGUCGUAUUGUUAUACCAUAUACACACGCAUUGCACAACAAUACAAAGCACAUUAAAUAUCUACUUGCUGAAGCGGUUUUUAUUUUAGCCGACAAGUUGUUCAGUUGCAAUAAUAUUAUUAAUUGUUUAAGGGCUGGACAAGAUCUUCCAUGUGUGCAGAUCGGCUGUGUGGUCUUGCCCUGCUUUACUGUCACAGAGAUGAGAUUGAUCUCUCCACGACAGACAUGUUGCAGAAAUGUGAUGACAGUGGUCACAGGAAGAUUGGCAAACUACUUUAAAAUGAGCUGCACGUGAUGCUGUGUAAACAAGCCAAUCGGAGCAGUGCAUUUCCUGAAGGAGAACACGUAUAUUCCUGUAUAUCGCUGCUGUCACAACCCUGUACAAAACCACACAGUCCGUAUUAUAUUGCAGAGUCAGAACCGCAGUACUCACAAGUCUAUAAUAGUGUCGUAUUUAGAAAAAAUCAAAACAAAAAAAAAACAACACACUGUUAACUAACCGUUUGUAUUUAAACAAACUGCAUAUAACAAUCUGCUGAUAUCCUCUUUGUGUCGUUAUAAACCUCGGGGGGAGAGGGUGGGCGCGGCGCAGGUCUCGGCUGUGCUUGCAGAUUAUUCUUGGCUAGCUCCGUCCUGACUCAGUUAUGAACGAUGUUGCAAUUCGGGGAGGAGUUCAGUUGUUUGGUUUCCGCGCUCGGGCGCGCCCUUCCUGUCAGCGCACAUCUGCAGAGAGGAAGUUCAUUUCUAGCUGCGCAAUGCGGUCGAGUGGACAAAACAACGAGGGAAAUGAAGAUGAGAUUCCUGGGGAGGACCUGUCUCAUUGUCUUGAGUUUGCUACCAGCUGUUUCUACACAAGGACGAUGGCGUGUUGUUGGCUCUGAUCAGCCUGUCAUUGCUGAGCCUGGUGAAGAUGUCAUCCUGCCCUGUCACAUUUCACCCAGAGUCAGUGCUGUGGACAUGGAAGUGAGGUGGUACAGGGACAGAUUCGACACGCCUGUUCAUUUAUAUCUAAACAAAAAGGAUCAGCCAAGAGGACAGGACAUACCUUACCGGGGCCGCACUGCUCUCCCUCCCUCUGCACUGCAGACAGGCGAUAUCUCUCUGCAUCUGAGAAACCUCCAGCCCGCUGACACAGGCGUCUAUACCUGCUUAGCUGAUGAUGGAAGCUGGAAUGAAGAAGGACAGACUGAAGUGAUAGUUACAGCUCUGGGCACCCAGCCCUCAAUAUCUAUGGACUCUACACAAGGAGAGCAGACCCGGCUGGUGUGCAGAUCAGAGGGGUGGUACCCUGAACCUGAAGUGAUCUGGAGAGACAGGGAUGGAAACAAUGUGACGUCACUGUCCAGCCCAACAGUGCAGAGGGACAGUCAGGGGCUCCUCAGUGUCAGCAGCUACAUCAAAAUCAAACAGCAGUCCAACAUGUUCUCCUGUCUGGUUAGAAGUAAAAUACCCAAACCAGACUGGGAAUCCAAACUCCACAUAUCCAGUGAUUUUUUCCCAGGAGUCUCUGGAUGGAUGGUGGCUUUCUUCUUGACUUUAGCUCUCAGUAUUGCAGCCAUUCCUCUGCUGGUGUUCCAAUGGAGAAGAAUGGAUGUCAUGGAGAGAAAGCUUGAGCCUAUGGCUGCUCAGCGCCUUCGUGAGGAACUUGAGUCUGUAAAGCGAGAGGUCCUUAAAUCAGAAUGGAAGUGGAUCCUCAGCUCAGCAGUUGAUGUGACUCUGGACCCUGAUACAGCACACCGCCGGCUCAUCCUGUCUGCGGAGGGGAAACGAGUGAGACUGGGAGAGGCAUGGCAGGAUCUCCCUGCCAAUCCAGAGAGAUUUGAUUACUGGGAGUGUGUGCUGGGCAGGGAGGGGUACACCUCGGGGAGACGCUACUGGCAGGUGCAGGUGGGGGGGAAUAGAGACUGGAGAUUAGGAGUCAGCAGAGAGUCUGCCCGGAGGAAGGGGGAUUUCAGCAUGAUCCCCCAGCAGGGUUACUGGACUGUGGAGUGGAAUGGAUAUAGAGAUGCGUUCACUGCUCUCACUGACCCCCAGACACCCCUCCCCCGGAGCCUGAAGCCCCAGAAGCUGGGGGUGUAUCUGGAUUAUGAGGAAGGGCAGCUCUCCUUUUACAAUGUGGAGACCAGAUCUCACAUCUACACUUUCACUGACAUGAAGUUCAAUCCCAAUGAGAAACUCUAUCCAUUCUUCUAUAUUGAGGACUGGAAUACAGAGCUUGUGCUGGAGUCCCCUGACCCUGACCCUGUCAGCGCUACAGAUUAAACACACAUUGCUGUCUGAACCAGGAAACUAUUCAAACAGCUCAGACAAUCUCCUCUUCACUUUCACUGACACUCUCUCUGCACUCUUCGGGGCUGAUGAGAAGAAAUCCUCUCUCUUCCACCCUCUUACCCUGAGCCCCUCCUCUUUAUUUCUCAACACCCCCUUUCCUACUCUCCCUUCCUGUCUCCCUCUCUCUUUCCCCUCCACCUCUCCAUCUCCAGAUCCCUCUUUCUCUCCUCUUCUGCUCUCCUCUCUCUUUCUCUUUCUCUUCCCUCUUAUAUAAUAAUCCCCUCCCUCUCUUUUUCUGUCUCUUCCCUCUUAUAUAAUAAUCCCCUCCCUCUCUUUUUCUCUCCCCUCCCUCUC
Molecule: messenger RNA, 2658 nt
Organism: Acipenser ruthenus (sterlet)
Lineage: Eukaryota; Metazoa; Chordata; Actinopteri; Acipenseriformes; Acipenseridae
Product: butyrophilin subfamily 1 member A1-like
Exons: 10
Coding region: 685-2295 (536 amino acids)
Molecular function (GO): protein binding
Source: RefSeq, a predicted model, not a curated record